This is a messenger RNA of Diabrotica virgifera virgifera (western corn rootworm), 2306 nucleotides long. RefSeq lists its product as uncharacterized. The record is from RefSeq and is a predicted model, not a curated record. NCBI's taxonomy places the organism in Eukaryota, Metazoa, Arthropoda, Insecta, Coleoptera, Chrysomelidae. Bases 48 to 2195 code for a protein of 715 amino acids. The transcript has 7 exons.
GUCCGAUUUGAUUACAUUAUUCUACUUUUGCACUACGAGUAACUAAGAUGAAUCUCUGUGAAAGUAUAAUAUUUUUUACCAGCUUUUCCGCAAUUUUUUCAUCCGGCACCACUCAACUGACGAACGCGACUUGUGGGGGUGUGUUUACCGCAAACAAGUUUUAUCUACAAUCGCCGAAUUAUCCUCAAGAAUAUCCAAGAAAUCUGAACUGUGUCUAUGUCCUCAAGGGACCUAAUUGUCCCACCCACUACCAAUUUGACUUUAUUGAUUUUGAUUUGGAAAAUUCCGUAGGAUGUGUUAAAGACAGAUUAUUAAUUGAAAAUCAAGACGCAUUAUGUGGCAAAGAAAAGGGUCUCAAGGGUAAUAAGGGUUAUUUUGGUAUCAACGGGUCGUUGACAGUAAGAUUCAUAUCAGAUGGUGAUGGGACAGCGAGAGGCUUUCGAAUAUUGGUUACUAGAUUGGAAUGCGAGAACGAGGCGAAAAGAGAAGACAGCACGACAGAUAAUACGGAAGUUAUUGAUACAACAACAGUAAAACCAGAAUCUACUACAACAUUAUUUCGUCCACUUCACCUGCCACUACCGAAUCCAGAAGACAAUUUGCCACAAUGUUGUUUAAAUACUUUUAACUCUAGACGAUCUUUAAUAACUAGUCCCAAUUUUCCAUACACCCUCAACCAAAAACUUGACUGUAAAAUAACAAUCCAAAAGGCAACAAAAAAUAUAUGUAGACUAAAACUCUCGUUCUUGUUCUUUUGGUUGGGAUCAGCCAAUAAAAACAGUUGUCCUUAUGGAUGGUUAAGAGUUGAUGGAAAGUUUAUUUGUGGGUGUAAUCAGGAUCUGAAGCUAACAACUACGUUUGAUGGUGAAAACGUAAAAGAACUGGUCUUUAGAAGUGAAGGUGUCAAUCUAAACUCCCAAAGUGGAUUUGUUAUUGAAGUAGUCCAAGAUGAAUGCCCAACAAAAUACUACCCAGGAUACAUUCAAAAUUUACCAUCUGUAUAUAGAAACUAUAGAUUUAAUAGGCAGAAUGGAGUACAACAAUAUAAUUCAAUGAGUGUCAACAGGAAUGACGAGCAACCUUACAUAGAAACUGCAAAGCUAAUCCACGAGAAGACUGAAGAAGUUGACAAUCAAAACUUGAGUUCAAAGUUUGUACAAGGUCCAAAACUCAUAAAAAGCUUUUACCUUUUUUCAGAACCAGAUUAUAACUCUGCACCUGAACAACCUAUCGAACCAGAACCCACUACUUUUAUAGAUACUAGCACUGUAUCUGUAAUAGCAACUAGUAUAAACCACCAAGAAUGUACAUAUUGGAAUAACGUUCAAAUUAACAAGUUAUGUUAUGCCUAUGGCAACAAUUUACAAACCUGUAAAAGAACGUCUGGUAGUCACCAGCAAAAGGAUGUCUUGCCAAAGAGUAACUGUGUCGAACUGGACUAUGUUCGUGGUUAUUUAAAAAGCCCAGGAUAUCCAUUUUAUUAUCCUAAACUUUUAAAUACAUGUUACAGGUUUAAAAAGCGACCCGGAUAUUGCGGAUUACAAGUUUUUAUGGCUGAUUUUCAGUUACAAAGUAGCUAUGGAUGUUACAAGGAUUACCUUUUAGUGGAAAAUCGACACAAAUAUUGUGGAAAGAGCCUAUGUGGCCGAUAUUUAACUUUCGACUUAACAGAAAAAACGCACGAAGAUUUAGUUUUUGUGACGGACCGCUUCUUUUGUGGUCGCGGCUUUUAUGCCACGUAUGAACAACUUCCAUGCCAAACAUAUACGACUACAAAAGUACCAGAUAUAACUAUCGUACCCAUACCUACAACACCUACAACUACCCCAAGUCCAAUUUGUGAUAGAUACAUAGCCGACAGAUUAUUUAGAAUCGAGGUAAAGCAAGAUAAGGAUAGGUGCACUUUUCAAAUAAGGAAGGCUUCGCAGAAUGUGUGUAAAGUCAAUCUUUACUUUGAAACCUUUGAUCUAUUUUGUGGUUCAGAGUCUUUAGCCUUGGAUAAUAUGAUGUUGUGUGGUCAUCUUACAGGAAGGCGAAUUUCCGUAAACUUUGAUGAUUAUAAUGAGCUGGUUACUAUCGUUUAUAGAAGUAAUUUACAAAAUAAAUAUGGAGAUUUCAAAUUUCGAAUAUCUGGGGAACAGAUUAGUGAUGAUUGUUUAAUUCCAGAACCACCAGUACAACUGAAUAUAAAAUAAAAUUUGUAUUUAAUUCAUAAGUAUACCUAUUAUAAAAUAAAAUAUUUUUUAAUUUGUUUAAUAUUUUUUGUGAUAUUUAAAUAUAAAAAUAAACUUUAAUAUACCAAUCUA